UCUCUAUGAAAAUUACAGAAGGAAUAACAAUUUAAGAAUUUAAAUGUCAUUAAAUUUAAUAUUGUUUUAAUGAAAUUUUGGACAUAUUCAUUCAAGGUCAUUUCACAAUCAUGAGAACACCAUUUUCGAAGAAUCGUUGUUGACCUUGUUUAAAUAAAUAAAUCCUAAACUGCGUAUGUAUUUUGAAAAAAAAAUUGAAUGCUGUUUCUGAUAGCAAUGAAAAAACGGAAUCAAAACAAUUCAAAUAAUCAUUUAACUCCGACACAGAGCCUCCUAAUUUACUUUGAUAAGAAUCGAAGAAUGGAUAUAAAAAAGAAUCUCUGCUCUGUCAGGGUGAGAAGGAAAUUUCGAAUAAAAACUUGGCGUAACAAAUUGAAAUCUCUGUCACCUUAGCUGAAAAGAAUCCGUCACACUUGAAAGAACAAUUUACAGCUCACGAAUUGGUAAACAAUGCAUUCAGUUUAUAUCUGUGAACUAGAAUGGUAUAAAUUGAAACUCUCACUUUUGUGUCGUCAAUCUGACCUUUUUUCUGCAACGAAAGGCAAAAUGAGUUUCGUCACUUUUCUCUCUCUGCAAAUUUUGUUGAUAUCCGGAUGUGUUUUUGGAGCACCCGAGUCGUCCGAAUCCGAAGAGAUAAGUGCCGAAGACAUGAAAAUCCUUCUAUGUGAUGAAAAAAAUGCUGAUGUUUCGAAGAUCAUAGUGGGUUGUUUUGAUGAAAUGAGUAUUCCAGAGUAUGCACCCAUCAUCAAACAAUGUUACGAUGGAUUAAAUGGUGAAAUUAACGGCCAAAUGAUGAAAGACUGGUAUUGCGCACAUAACACUGACGAAAUAAUGAAAGCUGAUGAGUGUUCUGACCAAUUGAUAAUAGCAGAGAAAGGAGAAGAGUUCUUAAAAGAAGCUGCAGAUCAACUCGGGGAAUGUGUGGAAAGUAAACUUCCUAGUGAUAAGAGAAGAAAAUAACUCAUAAAUGCAUCAAUACAAAGAGGUCUAAUGGCAUAUAGUUAAAUAUAUAUAUUUUUUUAUAUUAUAGCUUCAUAGAUUUAUUAGCUUUCGCUUGUUUAUAAAGCUUGAAUAAAGGUUAUUUCAGCAUUUUGAA
Argiope bruennichi is the source of this 1096-nucleotide messenger RNA. RefSeq lists its product as uncharacterized. NCBI's taxonomy places the organism in Eukaryota, Metazoa, Arthropoda, Arachnida, Araneae, Araneidae. The record is from RefSeq and is a predicted model, not a curated record. The transcript has 6 exons. Bases 451 to 960 code for a protein of 169 amino acids.